AUGACGGUCUCAACCCUUGGGAGUGCCCUGGGCAGAUUGACCACGUAAUGAAUGUUACAAGACCUGGCAUUCCAGUGCAGGAGUUCGGGAGGUGCUCCCUUGAAGGGAGUAGGUGGACCUCUAAUCUCAAUAGAUUUGGAUCAACGUGGCACGGAUUUCGGAAUGACUACUGGUCAGUCUCAGCUGGACCUUAUGCUGAAGGUCACCACCAUGCCUUAUGUUUCGAGCAAGUUGAUGGUGCUGUAAGUGAGAUUUCUGCUGGUAUUAUAGCAGCUCAGUCUGUCUCUUCGCUUCAAAUUGCAGUAGACGGGGAUGAAGAAAUCGACAUCCUUGACAGAAUGCAAAGGGGUAUGUAAUUUAAACCACACAUUUGAAAUGGUGGUAGUUUGGUUUUGUACAUGUUCUCAUAAUUGUUUAACUCUUUAUGGUUGACCUGAAUCCUGCCGUUUGCCCGGGAGAUUAGUCUGUCUUUUUUGGGGAGUUCUAAGUUAUCUUGUACCCAGUGUUGUUCUUAUCGUCAGUCCCUAAGCUCGCAAAUUCAACAUGCAGUUUGUGUUGAUGUGCUCAAAGGGCACUCUCAGCAGCAGUUUGAAUGCAUUCUUGCUAAACUCCGUUCACUCAGAUCAUUAGUCUUGUGGCUUGUUGAAUUGUAUUUUUAAGAAUUUGUAUUAUAGAAAAUGUUAUGCUUCAAUGACUUAACUGGCUGUCAACAUUAUCUA
Messenger RNA from Cucurbita pepo subsp. pepo (vegetable marrow), 719 nucleotides. Lineage: Eukaryota; Viridiplantae; Streptophyta; Magnoliopsida; Cucurbitales; Cucurbitaceae. The record is from RefSeq and is a predicted model, not a curated record.